AUGCCAUUAAGCUACAUCAAGACCCCAAGACAGCCACAGAAAUCAAAAGGCGCAAGGACUCGCUUCUCAGAGGACAGCCCAAGCCAUACAGUCAGCUCGCAUUGUUUAGCCCGUAUACAACACCCUUCAAAAUGCAAGAGCAUGUCAAGUCUAUGCAUCAAGCCCUCCCACACCUUAGUAGAAACUUCCAAAGGUCCAUCUUUUCCUGUGCAACUUUCAACUUCGGCCCCAACGUACAGACCUUUGCACACCGAGACACCUUGA
Molecule: messenger RNA, 264 nt
Organism: Pleurotus ostreatus (oyster mushroom)
Lineage: Eukaryota; Fungi; Basidiomycota; Agaricomycetes; Agaricales; Pleurotaceae
Exons: 2
Coding region: 1-264 (87 amino acids)
Source: RefSeq, a predicted model, not a curated record